This is a messenger RNA of Bufo gargarizans (Asiatic toad), 1826 nucleotides long. RefSeq names its product protein kinase cAMP-activated catalytic subunit beta (gene PRKACB). Lineage: Eukaryota; Metazoa; Chordata; Amphibia; Anura; Bufonidae. Gene Ontology annotation, biological process: peptidyl-serine phosphorylation. The record is from RefSeq and is a predicted model, not a curated record. The transcript has 10 exons. Gene Ontology annotation, cellular component: cAMP-dependent protein kinase complex; nucleus. Gene Ontology annotation, molecular function: cAMP-dependent protein kinase activity; ATP binding. Bases 163 to 1353 code for a protein of 396 amino acids.
GCCUGGAGGAACCGGUAACCCUGGUGGUUUUGUGCGUACAGACAAACAGGAAGUCGGGCUCGCCCGCUGCUCUGCAACUAGUCGUGUUAGUUUUUAGUUUUGCAGCUUGCAGCCAUUUUUUACAAAAUAUAGGAGUGAGCAAAGGGUUAGUCCCCUCCAUGCAUGGCAUCUCGCAGUGAAAGCCUCCAGUCCGCCGGGACCUCCUCAGCCUUACAGAAACUAGAAGGUUUUGCAAACAGACUGUUCCAUCGAAAUGGGAAGAGCAGCGUGCAGGAGCAGAGAGCGGCCCCAGAGGGCGAGGGCCAGCCGGCGUCGGAGUGCACCUUACAAUGGGACCGUGCAAUGAAAGAGUUUCUAGCCAAAGCCAAAGAAGACUUUUUACGAAAAUGGGAAAGUCCGCCCCAGAACACCGCCGGCCUAGAUGACUUCGAGAGGAUAAAGACACUGGGCACUGGCUCGUUUGGGAGAGUAAUGUUGGUGAAGCAUAAAGGAGCCGAUCAGUAUUACGCCAUGAAGAUCCUGGAUAAGCAGAAGGUGGUAAAACUGAAGCAGAUAGAACACACGCUGAACGAGAAGAGGAUAUUACAAGCAGUCAACUUCCCUUUCCUGGUCAGGUUGGAGUAUUCCUUCAAGGAUAAUUCAAAUUUAUAUAUGGUUAUGGAAUAUGUGCCUGGGGGUGAAAUGUUCUCGCAUCUAAGAAGAAUCGGAAGGUUCAGCGAGCCCCACGCACGGUUCUAUGCAGCUCAGAUAGUUUUAACAUUCGAGUACCUCCAUUCGUUAGACCUCAUCUACAGAGAUCUCAAACCAGAAAAUCUCUUAAUUGACCAACAAGGAUAUAUUCAGGUCACAGACUUUGGGUUUGCCAAGCGAGUAAAGGGAAGAACUUGGACAUUAUGUGGAACCCCAGAAUACCUGGCACCAGAAAUUAUUUUGAGCAAGGGCUAUAAUAAAGCAGUCGACUGGUGGGCAUUAGGUGUGUUAAUCUAUGAAAUGGCGGCUGGUUAUCCUCCAUUUUUUGCUGAUCAGCCCAUUCAAAUAUAUGAAAAAAUUGUUUCUGGAAAGGUACGGUUUCCAUCCCACUUCAGUUCAGAUCUUAAAGACUUGUUAAGGAAUUUGCUGCAGGUAGAUCUGACCAAACGAUACGGGAAUCUGAAGAAUGGCGUCAACGAUAUUAAGAACCACAAGUGGUUUGCCACUACAGAUUGGAUCGCAAUCUACCAGAGAAAGGUGGAAGCUCCGUUCAUACCAAAGUGCAGAGGGCCAGGAGACACCAGCAACUUUGACGACUACGAGGAAGAGGACAUCCGCGUGUCUCUCACCGAGAAAUGUGCAAAAGAAUUUGCUGACUUUUAGGAUGAUGCUUGUUAGGACGACAAUGCCAUCAGGGCUCACAUUGGGAUCUUUGCACUCUCUGUUUUCAGAUGGGGUGGAGCUGAAACCAUCUUAUGUCAGAGUUACCUAGUUCCUUCAUUCCGCAAAGCUGACUGAAGCCUAGAGCGCCAUCUUCCACGCGUGCAGUUUUGCACCAACCCUUGUACCCCGGCACAGCAGAGCUCUCUGUGCCGUAACGCAGAAUACUAGACCACUGACCUUGUUCUUGUUUCUCCUCUUCCUGUUUUUUUUUUUCUUCUCCUCCACGUCUUGUAUGUUUUUUCCCUUUCCACCCCCCUCCCCCGCACACACUCGUUUUUAAGUAGUAUUUUUACCCAAUGACACUCCCUUUUUAUUUUUUGGAAAUGUGUUGUGUGUGUGUGUGUGUGACUGCUACGGGAGAUGUUGCACUUAGGAACGUAUAGAAUGCAGAACUCGUUGCCUCCAGUCUGUGC